Haliotis rufescens (red abalone) is the source of this 5619-nucleotide messenger RNA. RefSeq names its product deleted in malignant brain tumors 1 protein-like. The record is from RefSeq and is a predicted model, not a curated record. Gene Ontology annotation, cellular component: membrane. NCBI's taxonomy places the organism in Eukaryota, Metazoa, Mollusca, Gastropoda, Lepetellida, Haliotidae. Bases 513 to 2852 code for a protein of 779 amino acids. The transcript is spliced from 9 exons.
GGGGAAUUCUCGUCUGAGCUUGAUCGAACAUGAUCGACAAGCUACGCUCUGUUAAGCACCGAGACUUCGCGUCUCUUCUAAUUAUCACUUCGCGCAGGUGAAUCCCAAUAACAGCUAACAGCGAGGAGUUGUUUACGACGGUUGCUAAGGCAACGGAAAGAGUUAGCUGUUAUUCGUGGACCAGGUGGUUGCCAUCCUUUUUCUUUUGCAUAGCAACGACCUUAAACGUAGGACGAUAGACUGGGGCGCGCCUCUGCACAUGUGUAGCACUCGGCACUUGUAUUUUGAAAGAAAAUAGCGGUGGAAAAGAGGAAUAGGAAAAGUUUGCUUCCGCUUUGUGGGCGAUCUGCGCAUGUCUGGUAGAUAGCGACGCUUUUCGAGAAGAGAAGUGUCUCUCCUUCGCACUGGAGUGGGAUACUAACCGCGAGUAUCUGGAUACAAUUACCAUCUAUUACAGAACCAUUGAACUGAUGGACUUGGAAUAUUCUAGUGUUUGACGGUUUAUUCUCACUAUGGACGGACUUGUGGUGUUGUGUUUGGUGGCGAGUUGGCUUAACACUAUUACAGGACAGCAGGUGAUCGUCGUUCAGAACGUCCGACUUGCAGGGGGCCCCAAUCCCAAUUCUGGGAGGGUGGAGGUCCAGGUCGGUGGGGUGUGGGGGACCGUCUGUGACGACCAAUGGGAUGACCUGGAUGCGGCAGUUAUAUGCAAGAUGCUGAACUACAGGAACGGUGGUCAAGCUUUCGGGCUGGCCAGGUAUGGUCCGGGCACGGGGCCCAUCCAUCUUGACGACGUAAAAUGUGACGGCGACGAAGAGCGGAUUGACCAGUGCCGGAUGACCACUAUCUCCAACUGUCUACACGGUGAAGAUGCUAGUGUAAUAUGUGACCCCACCGGCCCCGUCGUCGACCCUACACCUGCAGCAACGACGGAAGGACCGCGGACCGUGGGCCCAGUACCGAGCAACUGUCGACCUGGAGCUCCAGCCCCACCCGUGAGGCUCGUGGCCGCCGACAAUCUGCCCGGUCGCGGCAUCGUGGAGGUCUCUAACGGUUCGUACUGGGGCUCCGUGUGUGACGACUUCUUCGACGAGAACGCGGCCAAGAUUGUGUGCGGCGUCCUCUGCUUCGACACCACAUUCGCCCGUGCUGGAGCACCACCGGAAGCCAUAGGACUGCCUCGUUCUCAAAUAGUACUUGAUGAUGUCCGGUGUGCUGGAAACGAGGCUCAAAUUCAAUCCUGUCCAAACAAUGGUUGGGGGAACCACAACUGUGCACCGACGGAGGUCGCCACGGUCACGUGCGUGGAUCUCCCUUACAGACCUCCCGCUGAUCCGGUGCCGGUGCUGGAGUGCCGGGAGGGAUACCUGAUCGCCGCCUUCAGCAGAAUCCGCGACCCUAACCUAGAGGUGAAACAUCUGAAUAUCUCCAACCCCAUCACCGGCGUCUGUAACGCUCUCAAGUCACAAGACAACAACACUGUCGUCAUCAGAAUCCCCUUUGAUGGCUGCGGAACUAAUGUCACGUAUAAUGCCACCCACAUUUUCUACAACAACGUCAUCAAGUACGACUACACCGCUCUUGAAGGUCAAAUCAGCAGGGUCAACACCUACCUGGUGAAGGUCACGUGCGAGAUGCCACGACAAGCGGCGGUCACGCGACCUCUUGACCCUCAGACGCAGGUCGUCACUCAGAAAUCCACUGGUCAGUUCGUUGUGACCAUGUCGUUCUUCAGAAACAACACCUUCUCCAACCCUGACCCGCAGCUUCCCCUACGGUUGCCUCUAGGAGAGUGGCUCAAUGUGGCCCUACAGCUGGAGAACGUGCACGAACGGCUCAAGCUGAUUGUACCCGACUGUGUGGCUACCCCAACUAAUGAUAUCAACAACCCAAUUAGAUACCCGCUGUUCAGAAACAGCUGUCGAGAUGAACCUUCGUUGGCUUUCUUCAACCUGAAUCAGACGCGUUUUGGCUACCGGUACCAGCCUUUCGCGUUCGUGGGCUACCAAGAGGUGUUCUUGCACUGUGGUGCGUUCGUGUGCGUUCUGGAUGACCUGUCGGCCGAAUGCGACCGCAGCUGCAACAGCUCGAAGGGUGAACCCACGACUGGCCGUCGGAGGCGUGCCGCCUACCCUCGGGAGAAAGUCUACGUCCACAGUGGCCCCAUCAUGGUGUACAAGUUGGACAACUCUAUGACUGUUUUGGAGAGAGUUGGCGAACCUCAAACAAUCUCCAGAACAUUCACAUUCCCUUUGCCAACGUCAACUCAAUCCCCAUCACCGACGUCAACCCCAUCCCCGGACGUCCAGGGCCGCGUCGGGACGUCGGUCAAGGUCAUCCACCACGAAACAACGACGGUGAAAACUGACGUUGGCGCCAAAGGUGAACUUCCUGACCAAACAUCUAAGUCCACAAACGUCCUGAACGUCUCCACGACUACAACAACAUCUUCAGCAACAGAUGAUGUGACAGCAACAUCUGCUGCGGAAACGACAAGAGGUAAUCUCGAUACCACAACAAAGAAAUACGUGACAACAAAAGACUACGAAAGAACGUCGCGUCUAAAUGACGUAACAGUACAGCGUCCAGUUGACGUCGAAACAAAGCCCGAACGACACACCAGCAAGGCAACGACACCUCCAUUGGUCGAUACUUCAAACGACAGCAGCUUCCUCUUGGAAAGGGGAGUUAACCCUGACACCCCUCACACAGCACAACACUCUAAACAACAAGCCAAUACUCUGCAGGGGUACAUCCCAUCAUUCAUAUCGGCCAGUGCCGGAAGUGACGUCAAUUUAUUACCAAUUUUCCUUUGUUUAUCUAUAUCUAUAACACUCAGAUUUUUUUCAUGAAGUCAAAACAUAACAUAGAUCCCCGUCAUUCAUUUCCAUGACCACAAAUCUUGCUCAUGUUUUUUUUGGUUAUUUUUGUAUAAAAAGGCUUUACAGUCGCAAUAACAAAUACAUGUCAAUGACAAAAUGCUGGUUGUGCUCAAAAUGAAUUUGUGUUCUUGAAACCCAUCGAGUAAAUGAUCUUCCGCGGAUUGUGAUAUGCACAGGAAUUUGUUGAAGGAAUUGUAAAAGGACAGUUUCUUUUUUUUUUACCGAUGUUCUUAUACUAUAAGCCGGUCUUAUAACAUAUUUUUUGUGGAUCCAGCCUAAGCUAUUUCAAAGUAACAGGUGGGCAGGAUGGGCAGAUGUGUCCAGUCCUCUAAGGCGUCGCAAUUAGCUGUCCAGAGUUGUCUACCUUAGGCGUGCCAGAAACCUGUGAUCGUUGGAUUGAAUCACAGAUUCGCCCUAAAUAUGUUUCCAGGUUUGUCAGCACUGACCCAUGUAGGUGGGUGUCACCAAAAUGGUAAUAUCUACGACCUGCAUUAUUUAUCUUCCGCAUCAAGCUGACAUGCCGUGAUACAACUGGAAUACUGUUCAAAGCGGCGUUCAACCGAACCCAUUCACUUUCUCACUUAAAAUAACCAAAUCCCGUCCUGACUGGGCCUCACUUCGGGGUUUUACGGUAGUUGUAGUUGUGACCUGGGCCCUAUUCCCCAAAGCGAUCUUAGCGCUACGAUGAUCGUAAGCCUAUGUUAAAGAAUGAGACUUACGAUCACCUUAGCACUAAGAUCGCUUUGGGGAAUAGGGCCCUGCUCAUUAAAGUAUGACAUGCUGCACUAAAGGUUUUUAAUAAGUUUGAUUACGGAUUUAAUAGACUUCACAGACGUGGAAUACAGUCACGUCUCCUACAGCCCUGCUAUCAAACCACUGGUGCUGGCAUCACGAAGUCCGAAAUACAUGUUUUAUUCACGUGAAGUGUCCUAACUCCCAUGACACUGUAUGGAGAUUAUGUUGACCGUGUAAUUAUUUGGAUACAAAAACAACCCCACUCUCAGAAACGCAGAGUUGCCUUAAAUACAUGUACCUAAAUGCAGCCUUAGGAACUAUACGAGCAGUUUCCAUGUCCUUACGAUGCCCGCAGCUGACCUUUGGGUGAACAGUGUAACCCCGUUAAUCCAUACGGCCUCGUUUCUAUUUAAAUCAUCCUGGGCAUUUUUUGAUAAUGGAAUAUCAUUUGUAUAAUGAGGUUUUCAAGUCAAUUCGUCCGGUAUGAUGAGUUUCCGGAUUAACGGGGUUUCACUGUAUUGAGACCGCGGGUUCAUUCCGUCCAUUGUCUACACCGACCUAUGCGGUCAGUAUCAAAAUACUAGACAAGAAUGAUUUAUAUUUAUUCCAUAUUUUUCAACAAGCUACAUUUACAGUUUUUCAUUAUAAGUUAGUACACUAUCAAUAGUAUAUGAGAUUGUAUCUGUGCUUAUUUUAUUGUGUUAUCAAUUAUAUUUAACAUAGGCAAAAUGUCGGAAUCGUUUUACCACCGGCGUGCUUUUUAAGACAGCGUUAAUGUGUACAACAUGUGAAUCACGUGAGGUGUUGUACCGGGGCGUUGUAUUAUGGUCUGUUUCGAGAUAGGUAUGUAGUCGUGAUGUAUCGUCGCGAAUGACGUCUGUAGCGUAUUGUAUGCCGUCCACUUUGCUGUGAUUGAUUUGUACAAUAGCAUCUCAAGAAAUGUAUUUUAAUUGUUCGAUUUUCGGAUACCUAUUACGGAAAACAUCUUAAAGUCUUGUGUUCUUCCCGGCGAUUCUGUCAACUAAUCUGAGAAAAUGUUUUCAUUUAAUUGAUUUCAGAUUAAGAUUUCAGAUUCGUAUUUUUUAAUUUCAUGUUUUGUUUUGGCACACAAUUCCGUAAACCCAGUUAUAAAAUAAAAUAGUCCCUGGUCGUGGCAUUACAGUUGUAUUUCCUGUGAUAAAAAGCCCUUAAGUCAGUGUUCGGUUCGUUUAAUCUAACCUAGUAGGUUGUUUGUUUCUAAAAAGCUUGUUUUCUUAAAUAUAACGACCCGUUGAAUUCACGUUAAAUGUAUCUCACCACUGGAACUUUUUCACCAAUGGUCAUCUUUGGAGCAAUAUGGCCAGUUGAGUGCACCUUUGCCGUGUACGUGACGUAUGUCAUGUGUAUGUCAUGUGUAUGUCAUGCGUAUGUCAUGCGUAUGUCAUGCGUAUGUCAUGUGUAUGUCAUGCGUAUGUCAUGCGUAUGUCAUAUAUAUGUCAUGCGUAUGUCAUGCGUAUGACGUGUAUGUCAUGCGUAUGUCAUGUUAUGUCAUGCGUAUGUCAUGCGUAUGCCAUGCGUAUGUCAUGUGUAUGUCAGGUGUAUGUCAUGCGUAUGCCAUGCGUAUGUCAUGCGUAUGCCAUGUGUAUGUCAGGUGUAUGUCUGGAUAUGACAUGCGUAUGACUUAUGUUCACCUCCUCUGUAGAAAAAAAUAAAGUAUGAAUUCAUAAGAACGUGCGUACGCAUUUCAGGAAGUACGAAAACGUUGUAUUGUGGGAAUAAUUUUGACAUUGAUAUUAUCUGCAACCAUUGUGUUAACCACUAACCCAGUGGUUAGUUAAUUCAGUGGUAAUCUACCUGUCCUGCUACAAACGUGUCAAGUAGUUAACGGUGGAAGAUAACCCGUCGUUAACAUAUCGGGCCACUCUACGAAUACCAUCAGUCCCAAAGAAUCGCAAUGGAAGAGCGCAGAUGUGGUGUGACCUUGACCUACGCCUAUGUUCUCAUACACACCACCCCCCCCCCC